This is a messenger RNA of Bacillus rossius redtenbacheri, 3550 nucleotides long. Its product is annotated as tetratricopeptide repeat protein 17. Gene Ontology annotation, biological process: actin filament polymerization. Gene Ontology annotation, cellular component: actin cytoskeleton; cytoplasm. The coding region runs from base 85 to 3375 and encodes 1096 amino acids. Gene Ontology annotation, molecular function: protein binding. The record is from RefSeq and is a predicted model, not a curated record. The transcript has 20 exons. NCBI's taxonomy places the organism in Eukaryota, Metazoa, Arthropoda, Insecta, Phasmatodea, Bacillidae.
UUGUUGUUAUUGGUUGUUGUGUUUGUGUGCGCGAUGGUAAUUGUGGAGCAGUUUUGUUGAGUGUAGUCUCACAUUGAAAUAACGAUGUUGAACUUCUGGAAAGCGUUAUUUAUUUCAUGUGAACUACUCUCAAGUACUUUUGCCACAUCUCUCUGGUUUGUGACAGAAAAUGGGCGUAUACAUGCACAGGAGGACUCGCCCUACAACAUGCGCCGGCCCGACGACCUGCUGGCGCUGCUGGAGCAGGAGGACCGCGUGCGCGACGUGGCGCUCAUGUACAAGGAGCUGACGCGCCAGAAGGCGGCCAUCGACAAGCAGUGGGCGGGGCUGGAGGGGGCGGGCGACCUGGAGGCCCGCCUGCGCGCCCAGGACGAGGACUGCCUGCGGGCCGGCCGGCCGCUUGCCGACCACGACCUGUACGGGGGCGUGCUGCCGGGAGAGGAGGAGCACGGCCUGUGGGACAGCUUGGAGGAGGUCCUUCGCGAGGACGGCCGGGAGGACGAGCAGGACGCGCCGGACUGCAGCUCGGCCGUGGAGCUCCAGUUCAGCAUGCAGGCCUUCGAGCACCUGCCGGGCAUGGCGAGGCGCUCCGAGCUGAACCUCAGCGCCAACACGAAGCUGGCGUCGCUGUUCGGGCAAGGAGUGAUGUCGCUGCAGCAGUUCGGGGGCCGGGUGUCGUCCGGCCUGCGGGCCAACGCCUCGUCCUGGGAGCUCUACAACCUCGCCUCCUUGUACUGGCAGAUCGUGGGCCACGCCCCCAACGCCUUGGAGUGCGCGCGCCGCGCCGUGCACCUCGCGCCCAGGGAGCACCGCGGCUCGGCGCUCCUCAACCUGGGCAGCAUCUUCCACCAGGCGCGCCUGCCCAAGGAGGCGGCCAUCGUGCUGCACGCUGCCGUGGACCACCAGCCCCUGAGCGCCCCCAGCCACUUCCUGCUGGGCAACGUGUACGCCGUGCUGGGGGACACCAACAGGUCGGUGGUGUGCUACGAGAACGCGGAGAGUCUGCGGCCUGACUGGGAACAUGUGUCUCGCACCAAGAACGUCCUGCUGUGCCAUCGCAAGUUGGAGCAGGGGUUGCUGCAGCAGCAAAGGGCGCUGCAGGGCGUGCUGUCGGAGCUGCACGGCUACCACGUCCAGCAGGAGCAGUGGUUGCGACUGCAGGAGCGCAUUGCCAGGGAGAAGGCCCCGCCCGACCACAACACGCUGACUGCCGUGCUGGCCGCCCGAGUCCAGAGCUGUCGGCAGAAGGUGAAGGACGGGCGCUCGGUGCUCAGCUGCCACCUGGGCAGCGACACGCAGCGCCUCGCGCUCUCGCUGCAGAUGGACGCCACGCAGAGCCUGCAGCUGCUGCUGCGCAAUGUCGAGGCCCAGGCCAAGGAGAUCAGCAAGCAGCUGUCGUCGGUGGUGCAGAAGCUGCGCGCCGUGCCGAAGGAGCCGUGGGCCGGGGACGAAGACGACGACGACCGCGCCGACCCCCCGGAGCGGCGCGGGGGCGGGGACUGGCCGUCGCGCGAGGAGUGCGCGGCGCUGGCGGGCGGCUUCCCCGACCUGGCGCACUUCCCCUCUGCGUUCCUGCCGCCGGAGAGCAAGGGCUUCCAGGUGCAGCUGUACCUCGGGGAGCUGCUGGGGCUGCCGUUCGGGGCGGAGCACGAGCUGCCGUGGUCGCCCCCGCUGUGCGGCGACGCUCGGCCCGGCCCGCGCGGCGAGGAGCUGUCCUCGGAGCCCCACCUGCGCGCGCGCCUGCUCGCCUACGUCAACGACGGCCGCAACGAGGUCGCCGAGGUCGGCCAGCGCAUCCGCACCGCUCUCGCCAAGGAGGUGGGGCCCGCCUGGCUGCUGCAGACGCUCGCGUCGCUCUACUGGCGUGUGCACGGACACCCGCGCCACGCGGAGGCGUGCCUGGGGGCAGCGCUGGGCUCCGCGCCGCGCGAGCACCGCGACGUGCCGCUGGUGUCGCUGGGCUCGCUGCUGGCGCGGCUGGGACGCCUGGAGGAGGCGGCACGGCUCGCCGAGGAGGCCCUGGCCGCGAGCAGCUUUGAGCCGUCCACGCACUUCCUGGCGGCGGCCGUGCUGAGCGCACGGGGCAACUGGUCGGGGGCCGCGCACCACCUCAGGCACGUGCUGCGCUUGGAGCCCGGCUACAUCUCGGACGGCCUCGCCGCUCGCCUCCUGCUGGGCGUCUCCUGCCGCCUGCACUUCGGGCGGGACGCCGAGUCCGGCGCAGGCGACCCCAGCCUAGAGAACACCUGUGGGGCCCCGCCUGCGCCCGACCCCAGCAGCACGGUGGUGGAGGGGCUGGGAGAGGGGGAGGCGCUGGUCUGCAGCCCCGACGGCGAGCAGUGCCGCGCCGUGCAGUGCUUCUCCGCUGGCGACGACCCCGUCACAGGGAGCGCGGGCUCGCAGGCGCGAGAAGCCGUAUCGUGCCUGCUGAGCCGUGGCGUGGAGCGCUGCGCGGGCCGCAUGGUGCUGCCCGAGCCCGCCUGGACCGGAACAGACGAUACAGAGGAGACGGAUGAGACGGAGCUGGAGCGCAUGACGGACGAGAGCGGCCUGCCCGAGCAGUUCGACGUGCACAUAUCGCUAACCGAUGAGGACUCCCAGGAGCACGUGAUUGUGCCGGGUGACGCCGCGCCGGAGGGCAGGCCGCGCGGCGACACGUACCCGCUGUCCCUUGCGGAGUGCGAGCGCGUCGGCGCGACGGACUGGGAGGAGGUGGCUGCCGCGGGCCAGCGCUCCGCCCUGAGGGACGUCAGCGUGGAGCUGCCGGCCGCGCGGGACGGCGACGAGGAGCCGCUGUGCCGCCAGCGGCCGCCCCCGUCCCUCGCGCUGGACCGCCUGGCCGGCCUGCGCCCGGGACACGGCCCCCGGCUGGAGGCGGAGCGCGGCGCGGCCGAGUGCCUGGCCGCCAUCGCCGGCCUGCGCGGCUCCGGCACGCGCGAGCUGGGCACGCGCGUCGCCGCCGCGCUGCUGGAGAACGCCACGUCGUGGGUGCUGGCGACGGCGGCGGCGCUCUACUGGAGGGCCGUGGGCGACACGGACCGCGCGGUGGCGUGCCUGCGCCAGGCGCUGCAGUACGUGCCCGGCGCGGAGCGAGACAUUCCCCUGGUCGGGCUGGCGAGCCUGCUGCACAGGGCCGGCUUCUACAGCGACGCCCUCGUCGUGGCCAACCUGGCGCUGGAGGCUGCUCCGAGGUCGGAGGUCACCCACUUCACCGUAGCCAACAUACACACCUCCAUGGGGGACCUGGAGAAGGCCAUCGCGCACCACCACGUGUCGUUGCAGCUGCGGCCCGGCUUCGAGCCCGCCCGCCGCCGCCUGCAGUCCAUCCUGUGCUCGCUCAUGUUCGAGGAGCACGCCGUCAGGACGGGCCCGUGACUCGCCGUGCCCGACGGUCGUCUGCCUCGCUCGAGAGUGAAGGUGCAGAGCUGUGGCCAGAAGUGUGAACCUUCCUCAGCUCACCUGCCUGCCAGGCAUUGAGGCGGGGGUUCACUUUGCUGCAGUAGAACCCUGUUACAACGUUUUUUCAAGGGAGCAUAAGGAAAAAAAAAAG